Messenger RNA from Suillus clintonianus, 2982 nucleotides. RefSeq names its product CHAT domain-containing protein. The coding region runs from base 1 to 2982 and encodes 993 amino acids. Lineage: Eukaryota; Fungi; Basidiomycota; Agaricomycetes; Boletales; Suillaceae. The transcript is spliced from 3 exons. Gene Ontology annotation, molecular function: protein binding. The record is from RefSeq and is a predicted model, not a curated record.
AUGCUUGGCAAUGGAGAAGUCAUUGGAAAACUUCAGACAUCUUGGGAUGAGUUGCUCGAUCAUGCAGAUGAGCCAUUCGAACUGUCCUUCCCACCCGUUCGUGGUGUCAAUUCUUCCGUCACGCUGAAGGCCGCUGUUAUACACGCUUGCGAUAAUCAGGACCGCGCACCGAUUGAUUCUCUCAUAGAUCGCGAGAUUGCUCGAGAAACAGAUGCGGGCCACGUACGACUCGCCAGAUACAUGAUACACAAGCGGGUCUCUCAGCUGAACGAUGCUGUAGAGCGUUUUCAGUUGGUUCUCGACCGCUGUCCAGUCGACCAUCCUGACCAUGCAGCGGCUCUCACCAACCUCGCGUGGGCCCGCCUUCAAGGCUAUAUUCAAAAGAAUCCUCAAGACAUCGAUGCCAUCACUUCCCUCUUCCGCGAAGCUCUUGAAUUGCGUCCGCAGGGCCAUCCAGACCACGCUUUAUCUCUCUAUCAUCUCAUUGUCGCAUUGAAAUGGCGCUGGAGCAAGGAGCGCGCUACUGUCUAUAUUCAUGAAUUCCUGCAACUGUGCUGCAAGCUACUGCCCAUCUGUCCAGAGGCCAGCUACCUUCGUAGCAUCGGCGUAGACAGUGAGAUUGAUUAUAUGAUCAACGAAUGCAACCAUCUUCCGAUUGAUGCAUUAUACGAAGGCAUCCACCUUCAACAAGUCGUGCUCGAGCUCUGUCCUCUGGGCCAUCGGCACCGUACAACAGCACUGGACAAACUUUCACGGGAUCUCAGGGCACGCUAUGAACAGCAUGGCAGCAUUGAUGAUCUGGAAGAAAGCAUACAACUUCGUCGUGAAAUUGUUUCUCUAUGCCCCGAGGGACAUUUUGAUCGUAGCGCCUACCUGAAUAACUUGGCCUAUUCACUCGAGUCCCGUUUUGAUCACCAAGGCAAAUCCCAUGACAUUGACGAGGCCAUCUCCUUACAUGAAGAAGCGCUGCUCCUGCGCCCUGUUGGGCACAUAUAUCGCGAUUUCUCGUUGGGAAACUUAGGGGGUGCGCUCCGCACCCGUUUCAAUAAAUGGGGUGAUGUUGAUGACAUUAACCGAGCUGUCAGCCUCUAUCGCGAGGCACUGACAUUGCGACCACCUGGGAAUCCACGUCGUGACACCAUGCUCAACAACCUUGCUCUCGCGCUCAACAACAGAUGUGACAAAUUGCACGACAUCGAGGAUCUCAAUGAAGCCAUUGAUCUAUGUCGCGAAUCCCUUCGGUUGACGCGGGGUGAUCAUCCAGCGUCCCAUAGAAUCCUUUUCAAUUUGAGCUCAGCACUCUGCUCUCGUUUCACGCGAACUGGGAAGAAUAAAGAUGUCGAGGAGGCCAUUCGACUCUGCCAAGAGUCAUUGGUGGUUUUGCCUUCACUGCACCCAGACAGGUAUUCCAGCUACAAGUGGCUGCAGGAAAGCUAUAUGUCUCGUUACCGUGUACAACACGAUCCAGAUGAUUUGUCAUUCGCUGUGGAGAACUUCAGACUGGCCUCGGGCCACCCUACUCAAGGCUUUCCGCGUCGCGUUCAAGCAGCGUUGAACCGGGUUGAUGAAGCUGAAGAUCAUCAACACGACUCUGCCCUUGAAGCAUACCAAACAUGCUUGGAGCUUUUCGACAACCACGUAAUGACGCGAUCGUCGAUCAUCUCACGACGCGAGGCUGCCACUGCUUUUCGUCGGGCACAGUCACUGCCAGUCGAUGCGGCAUCAUGUGCGGUUCGUUCCAAUGAUCUGCAACGAGCGGUUGAACUCGUGGAGCACGGUCGCGGCCAACAAUGGUCGCUGGCCUCUCGGCUCAGGACUCCACUGGAAGACCUGAAGUCUGCGAGUCCACAGCUAGCUCAAACACUUGCAGAGCUCAGCAAGCGCCUGUCUGAUGCUCAGGGUUCUACAGGCAGUGCCGACAAAGCUGCUGCUGAUCAGGCAGCAAUCAACUAUAUGAAACUCACAAGGCAAUGGGAAGCUACAGUAGCUGAGAUACGCAAUCUUCAGGGUUUCUCGAGAUUCCUGCUCCCACCUUCGUACAAAGACUUGCAAGCGGCAGCGUGCCAUGGCCCAGUUAUCAUUCUCAUUGCGAGCAAAUACUCAUGUAACGCCAUCGUGGUUCCGACAUCAGGACAGCCCCAUCACGUUCGCUUCCCGCGCAUCACUUUCGCAGAUCUGGAACAGCUGAAGGACGAUUUCGCUACGGCAAUCCGGCAUGCGGCUCGUAUGCACCCACAGGAGCCGAGGAAGAAGUUGCGAGUACGCUUGCGGAUCCUGUGGGAUGAAAUCAUGCUACCCAUCGUUAACGUCCUCCAACACGACCUGAAAUUGCAGCACAAGUCUCGAAUAUGGCUUUGUCCGACAGCAGCCUUCACGUCCAUACCUCUCCAUGCAGCUAACCCAUUCCGAAUGAACACAGAUUGCUCUGGGAAGGAGUCAUGCCUGGAGGAUCUCUACAUCUGCUCUUAUACGCCCACACUUUCAGCUCUUAUUAGAGCUCGGCAGGCGAUGAAGAUGCGUGUGACUCCGUCCUUUGCGGCGAUCGGACAAAGUGAACCGGGCGCAGGGCAAGGCGACAUGCUCCCAGCUGUCGACAACGAGCUCGAGCUUGUCCAGACACUCGUUCCUCCCAACAUCAAGUUCACUAAUAUUUCGAAAGACGAAGCCACACAAGCAGGUGCGCUCAAUGCUUUGCAAUGCAACACCUGGGUGCACCUCGCUUGUCACGGCAAGCAAGACCUUGAGCAGCCCUAUAACUCAUAUUUUGCUAUGAGAGACAAACCCGUUACGCUGCUUGACAUCAUGGAGAACAAUUCUCCUCAAGCUGAAUUCGCGUUCUUAUCGGCGUGCCAUACCGCUGUUGGUGAUGAGGAGACGCCCGACGAAGCCAUUCACCUCGCAGCUGGACUCCAGUUUUUGGGGUUCAAGAGUGUCGUUGGCACACUGUGGGGCUCAAUGACGCUCUCGCAAAAUACGUCGUAG